AAAAUUUUUUCAGAGAACAAUGGAUAGAAAGCGUUCUCGCAGCCGCACAAAUACUAAGGAUGAUGACGAUAACCAGAGAGAUAAAAAGACCAUAGAAUAUAUUUUUACUAAAGCUGGGGGAGCAUAUAUCCCUCCUACAAAAUUGAGGAGGAUGCAGGGACAAAUUUGUGAUAAAUCUAGUGAGAGUUAUCAGAAGAUAGCCUGGGAAGCUUUGAAGAAAAGUAUAAAUGGUUUCAUCAACAAAGUAAAUGUUUCAAAUUUGAAAGUUAUUAUAACUGAAUUAUUCAAAGAAAAUCUGGUUAGAGGAAGAGGUGUCUUAGUUCGUUCACUGAUGCAAGCCCAAGCUGUAUCACCAACAUUUACUCACGUUUAUGCAGCUGUGGCUGCUGUUAUAAAUACAAAGUUUCCUCAAAUAUGUGAACUAUUAUUGAGAAGAUUAAUAAUUCAAUUUAGAAAAGGUUAUCGAAGAAAUGAUAAGUUAGCUUGUGUUUCAUCUACCCGUUUCAUUGCUCAUUUAGUUAACCAACAAGUGGCUCAUGAAGUAUUGGCACUAGAAAUAUUAACAUUACUUUUGGAAAAUCCUACUGAAGACUCUUUAGAAAUGUUUGUUGGCUUCUUAAAAGAGUGUGGACAAAGAUUAACUGAAGCAUCAAAAGAUGCAGUUAAUGCCAUAUUUGAUCGUUUAAGAAGCAUUUUGCACGAUGCAAAGGUUGAUAAGAGAGUGCAAUAUAUGAUUGAAGUAAUGUUUGCAAUAAGAAAAGACAAGUUUAAGGUAACUGUUUCUAAAUAUAAUAAUAAUUAUUCCAGGAACUAUUUUGUAAACAGUCUGCGAAGAAAUUAUUUUUCAGAAGAAAGUCAGACGAUAAUUGAUAAUACAGAAACAAACUUAGUUUCUUUGAGGAGAACGAUAUAUCUUGUAAUACAGUCAAGUUUAGAUUUUGAAGAAUGUGCUCAUAAACUACUUAAGCUCGAGCUUCAGCCAGGUCAUAUUGUUGAAUUAUGUUACAUGAUUUUGGAUUGUUGUGCACAACAAAGGACAUAUGAAAAAUUUUUUGGACUUCUGGCACAAAGGUUUUGUCAAUUGAACAAAAUUUAUGUUGAGCCUUUUGAAGAUAUUUUUAAAACAGCAUAUGACACUAUUCAUCGUUUUGAAACUAACAAAUUGAGAAAUGUGGCUAGAUUUUUUGCCCAUCUGUUGUAUACUGAUGCUAUAUCAUGGUUGGUUUUAUCACACAUUAAACUGAACGAAGAUGAUACCACGUCAUCAUCUCGCAUAUUUAUCAAAAUCCUAUUUCAGGAGUUAUGCGAAUACAUGGGAUUGUUAAAAUUAAAUGAAAGAGUUAAAGAUCCGACAAUGCAAGAAGCAUUUGAUGGCUUAUUUCCAAGAGACACGUCACGAAAUACAAGAUUUGCCAUAAAUUUUUUUACAUCAAUCGGAUUGGGGGGAUUAACAGAUGAAUUAAGAGAGCAUUUAAAAAAUGUACCUAAACCAUCACAGGCCGUGCCACAAGUGACAAAACCAAGUACAGAUGAAGAUUCUUCUAGCUCAGAAGAGGAAAGUAGUGAAAGUGAGAGUGCCGAAAGUGAAUCAUCAGAAGAGGAGUCCAGAAAAAAAUUAAAAAACAAAUCGUCCAAACCAAAAAAUAAAAAGAAGAAAAAGAAAUCCAAACAUCACAAAAAAUCGAAGAAGAAGAAUAAAGGAUAACACUUAGUACCAACAUCACUGUUUUUGUACAUUGUAAAUACAUCUUUCAUUAUGUGUGUCUUGUACUGUAAUUUUAAUUAAUGUGCAAUUUGUCUCAUCUUUACAAUAAAUGUAUUAGUUUUUA
Messenger RNA from Centruroides sculpturatus (bark scorpion), 1829 nucleotides. Its product is annotated as pre-mRNA-splicing factor CWC22 homolog. Gene Ontology annotation, cellular component: catalytic step 2 spliceosome. Gene Ontology annotation, molecular function: RNA binding; protein binding. The record is from RefSeq and is a predicted model, not a curated record. Gene Ontology annotation, biological process: mRNA splicing, via spliceosome. NCBI's taxonomy places the organism in Eukaryota, Metazoa, Arthropoda, Arachnida, Scorpiones, Buthidae. The transcript has 13 exons. Bases 20 to 1705 code for a protein of 561 amino acids.